ACGGUGAACUAAUGCGUAGUUUGCAGCUGGGUGGCAAGUAACGUCGGCCUAUUUUAACCGUGCAUAAUAUAAUGGGGGUCGUAGGGUCACAUCCAACGCACCAUUGUCAGAUUUCAACACCUUUGGUACUUGGUAGGCACGAACCAAAAUAAGUCUUGUUUGCAGAGCACUUCAGAAUGGUCGUAAAUGUUGAGCAAGCUCGGUGUGCUUUGAGAUUGACCUAAAAUCUUUUAGGCGGUACCGACUAUCGACUGCGUGCAUUUGGAAGGUUGAGUGUAAUUGGUGGCGUGAGGGCCGCUCGUACAGGUGCAAGAUUUGUCCGUUUACUGAUCAUCAUCGGCCUUGAGGAGACCAUAACUUGAUCACAGAGGCAGUCCUUUUCCUCCAUGUUAUAAGACCGACCUGCCGAUAGGGCUCCAAACCAAAUCUCGGCGAUCUCGCAUCGACACAUUUUGACCAGCGUCCACAAUGAUCGAUCAAGCCGGUCUCUGGGCAGGCACCGGCAUACUGUGCGCGAUGCUGGUGCUACUGAUCAUCUUCGCAAUGUACAAACAGUACUCAGGAACACUGGCAUUGCCUCCUAGAAAACCCGAGGCUAAACCCGACGGCAAAACCGACGGCAAAACCGAAGAUAAGACCGAGCAGGGAAAAGACCAAGUAGCCGAUGGAAACUCCGCAAAACCGCCACCACCGUACCCCAGCGUGGACGACGGCCCGGGCGCCUACGCUUACGAUCAGCCGGUAGACGACGGCGUGGACGGCGUGGACGUCGCGGUGGAGGUACACGGGACGGAAGCGGCCUGCGUGGGCAGGGAGCCCGAGGCGAGUGUCCCUUAUGUGUACGACCAAGCCAUUCAGUUGGAGACCAGCACUUAACUCGUGCCGAACACAAACAUAAUUGGAACAGAGACUGUUGGUGUAUUUUGGUACAAAGGGUAAAUAUUAUUUCAUACUUCACACAAAACGUAGAGAAAGAACUUCAGAAAUUCACUCGGCCACACCUCUGCCCUAGAGAGCUGGUAACCGCCACUCCCUUUCACACAACUGUUGAAGGAAACGCGAGCAUCGAAAAGCACAGUGGGUAUUAUACUUUCCACAAACAAGGUACUUUAUGCAGAUUUCGUGCUUCUGGUUUCACAAAAUGUCUCCAAUGAGAGCUCGAAGAUAUCAGGGGUCCGAUGGGGUCAUUUGCAUAGGCAGUUGGGACGAGCGAAUUUAAGAAACUAUAAGACUUUGUGAUUCAUUAAAGGAACAGAUUGUGUCAGACACUUUACUAGAAGAGAAAGAGUGUAGUUGGAAGACAAUGCAAAACAGAACCAAAAAAUAAUUUUUAUAUACAUGUAUAGUUCUUACCAAAUAAAGAUCACUGGGGUCGUUAGAAAAGUUGAAUGGGGGCGUGUGGCCAUCAUCAGAUUCUGAGACACUGGGGACGCUGUUCAAUAUAAACGGGGGAGGACUUGGAGGGACUCGGAGGGACUCGGACUGGACCACAACUGACGCGCAUGUCGACGUUGGCAUGAUUGUGCCGCCACAGACGAUGGCUGCCCGACAAAAGCAACACAUUCAGGGGUGUCGGCCAUGCGCCCCAAUAAGCGACGGCCAUGACGAUCAUUGUAAAUAAAUAUGCGAUAUUGUAUUUUGAUGAUAAACUGGCAAAAUCGACCUCAUCAUGUUAUUGGAGUUUGAAUACUAUUUUUUAGUUUGAAAGACCAGAUGAAUGUUUAUUCUAAAGAGUUAUUCAAAAUAUGUUCUUCCAAACAACGUUCCCGAAUAUAACACUAUGUGUUUGCUGAUUGGAACUACUAUUAGCCCGUUAUUUUUUAAUUAGCAACUAAACAAUGUUUGUAUCUAAGUUUAUUUCUAUAUUUUAUCACCCAUUUCAGCCGUUUGAAAAUAAUCAAAAUUUUGCUAAGAGUAGAUUUUUUAUCUAUGUUCUUCUUUGACAGAAUUUUCUAUUCUACAUUGUAUUUGCUAAGCCUUUUAUAUUUGAAUAUAUUGUACAUGUAUUCCUUUAUCUAUAAAUGUGAUGAAAGGUAACUAUGAAAAUACAAACAUUUAUUGUUGUUCUAAUAAAUAACCAAUAAUUCGGCAGUAUUGUUCAGUAUUAAACGUGAAACCAA
Patiria miniata (bat star) is the source of this 2120-nucleotide messenger RNA. RefSeq lists its product as uncharacterized. The record is from RefSeq and is a predicted model, not a curated record. Bases 469 to 876 code for a protein of 135 amino acids. The transcript is spliced from 2 exons. NCBI's taxonomy places the organism in Eukaryota, Metazoa, Echinodermata, Asteroidea, Valvatida, Asterinidae.